CUUGGGGUGCUUAAUUUCCGGUCGCAUCGGACAGGAAUGUCGGCAAAAUUAAAGUCGUCCGUGAUAAGCCGAUAUCUGUGGACCAAGAAUUGAUCACCGAAUUACCUAUCGGGUUGCGAUCUCUGCCAAUCGCAUACCGGAAUACCGGAACGAUCGGCGACCGAUCGAUCGGGAUCUCUUCAAGAUACUAUACUGGACGUUCCGUUGCUGCCCUAUCAGAUCUGAUCGUCACGAUUUAAAAGAUCGGUCCACGAUCUAGCUAGUGCGAGCACCGUUGAGAGCUCGCGGGCGAUCUCGCGUCUCCGCAGGCCGAUCCACCGCGGAGAUCGGCGGGAUCGGUCCCCACGUUCGUCGGCCACCGACGAUCGGCGUGAAAGCGAAAGCGGGAGCGUUCGUGUAGAUACGAAUACGGCAUGAAGAAUGGCAACCGAUUCCUCGAGCACUCGUCAGGGCGUGAGGGCAGUCGCCACGACGACCACCGAUCCACAGCGAAGCGAGAAGCGCGCCGUCGCGGCGCGGGGCGCCGCCGGCGCGCUGGCCCUGAGCGUCGUUGCUCUGGUCAUGCAAUCUGCAGCCACCGCGACUCCCACUUGGGGAUACUUUACCAAUCCUGACGCUGGCACUGCUGCGGAGAAGGGUUACUUUGGACCAUGGAGACAAUGCAAGCUCCUUCUUUACGGACGAGAGUGGUGCGGCCAAAGUGUUUCCAGGUUCCAACCAGUGUUGGCUGUGUGGGUGGCAGGAUUAGCCGCUGCUGGCGCCUCCACCCUUUUGGCGAUUCUGGUCGGUCUGGCUGUGCUUCAAUUAGCGAUGGCCUCCUCCGCGAAGCGAGUUGUAAUUUCGUACAGCACGGCCCUAAUAGGCAAAGUUGCGCUCGCUACUUUGGCAACGGCAUUGUCGAUCGUGGCGGCGUGCUUGUUCGCUUUGCAAACAGAUGACCGAGCCAACAGCUUCGUCAUCACGAGAGGAGAAGCUUUUUACAUGCAGUUGGCCGCCAUCGCCUUGAACUUCGGCGUGCUGGUGUCCGCCGUUUACGAAGGCAUUUACGCGCGAAGGGGCGGCGAUCCUACCAAGAUUAGGAUCGUCACAGAUCCACGUGGAGGCACUAUAAAUAAUCCAGGAUAUCGGGAGUAUCACCAACCUACGAACGGUGGUACGAUCUCGAUGACAGACGCCAGCGGCAAGCCGUACGCCGGUGGUGCCGGGAACGGGUCGACGGCGUCGGUGGCGACUUCCGGUAGCGCGGCCAGCACCGCUUCGCCCCUCAGGAGCUCCCUGAAGAAGCCGAAGCCUCUCGGCAUCCACAAUCCCGGCUUCUCGGCGCACAGCCCAACCCUGUCCAGGAACGGCUCGCAGAAGAAGGUGCGUAUACAGACGCACUCGACGGAGGUCUAGCCGACGCCCUGUGGCGCGUCGUCCUGGCGCGGGAGUCCACUACGUGACCAGCAAUCGGGCGAUCGCUUGCAACUGCUGCGAUGACAGGAAAUCGGCGACCAAACGUCCGUUUCGCGCAAUGCGUUCCAUUAACGGUGAGUGGUUCUCCGAUGUGAUUAUCAUCGAUUCGCAAGCAGGGUCGACCGGAAGACGAAAUUGGGCGACGUGCAUCGCGCGUUCCGCCGCAGCUGCGGUGACUCGGGCGAAAAUGCCCCAUCGAUGACGCUAUUUGUGAUUUCGACAAUGAGACUUUUAAUGAGUUCCGAAGCCGCGAGCUGAGCCAAGCCGAACCGUUCGCGAGGUUGGAGUUGAUCAUUACGACGACGACGGAAUGUAAAUAGGCUGACGCACGCGAUCGAUAAUCGCCGGAACUUCGUGGCUGAUGCUAGCUGAGUUAAAUGUCACAGGAAUUCGCGUCGUAGUGCACAAGAUUGAUGAUGAUUCGUCUAAUGGUUUUUAGAUCGCACCUUUCAUCGAUUUUUCUACUAUGUCUUUGCGCGCUGUACAGUACGGUGGACUGCUAGAAUGCGGAUAGCAAUAAAUAUAAAUUAAUUAUGUAAAGAUACUGGCGGGAGAUUAAGAUGGUGACUAUGGACAAAGAUAGAAAAAUAAUAUUUAUUAAAUAUGAAAAUUUUAAGAAUUACGAUUGUUCAAAAGAUGACAAUUAAUUACAAUGUCCCAGAGAAGCGUGACAAAAUAUAAAAUAACGAAUUCUGACCUAAUAUCAUAUAUCUACAAGCCUUAUGAAACAGUAAGCAAUAAAAGUUCUAUACACGUAUUUAUGCAAUGUACUUUAUUCUUUAUGCGGUUUUAUAGCGACCUAUCUUACUCUUCCGCCUCGUUAAGCACAUUCGUAUCUACAUGCUAAAAGUGAGGACAGUAAAAGACAGACGAGCAAAAAAGCGCUGGUGGCGUAACGGUCGUCAAAAAUUUUCCUUUCCUCGAGAAAGUUUGCGCGAAAGCGUACGGGUGAUACGAAAUUCAUCGUGUGUACAUGAUUUAAAAUACCAUCACGUCUGAUGGUAUUUUCACCAUCAUGUCUAAUCUUAAUUUUGCAUUCCCCCUUUGCAUAUCGUGAAAUUUCUUAAACCGCGUAUCGAGGAUGUCCAAGUGGAAUUACAUUUCCAAUUUGUUUCGCCACGAAAACGCGAACAAUUUCGAAAAAUUCUUGCUUGUGAUAGAAUGUAAUGUAUAAUCGGGUGUAUUAAUAUUAUCCGAUGCGUUUUGCGUUCAUUACGGCCAAAUUCCUCCGUAAUAAUUGACAGUUUUUGAAAAGAUAUCUUUUCAUCCAUAUGAUUGAUCAUGUGACUCGAUUAUUCCAUAUUUGC
This is a messenger RNA of Ooceraea biroi (clonal raider ant), 2762 nucleotides long. RefSeq lists its product as uncharacterized. Lineage: Eukaryota; Metazoa; Arthropoda; Insecta; Hymenoptera; Formicidae. The record is from RefSeq and is a predicted model, not a curated record.